This is a messenger RNA of Cynara cardunculus var. scolymus (artichoke), 1890 nucleotides long. Its product is annotated as squamosa promoter-binding-like protein 12. Gene Ontology annotation, molecular function: DNA binding. The record is from RefSeq and is a predicted model, not a curated record. The transcript is spliced from 5 exons. NCBI's taxonomy places the organism in Eukaryota, Viridiplantae, Streptophyta, Magnoliopsida, Asterales, Asteraceae. Gene Ontology annotation, cellular component: nucleus. Bases 209 to 1585 code for a protein of 458 amino acids.
CACACACACUCUCUCUCUCUCUCCAUUAUUAUAAUCUCUCUCUACUCUCUCUGUAUUUCUUCAUUCGGUAAGGCGAAAAUCUUCCCAUUUUCCUUCAAUUUUUGGGAUGUUGCAGGGGCUAACUUGGAUCGUUGUUGCAGAUCUAAAUCUCACUUGCAUUCCAUGUAAGAAGACCAAGUGAAAAUACCAGAAGAAGAAUUUUCCAAACAUGGAGUGGAAUACAAAGUGGGACUGGGAAAACCAUGAAAUAUUCAGCUCUAAAGUUAUGACUAGUCCUAAGAAGCUACAAUCAACCAACUGGGGGAUUGGAGAGGGAGAAGAAGACAUUGAUGGGUCUUUUAAUCUAUCUGGUGUUGUUGGUGGCAGUGGAGGAUCUGCCUCUGAUGUGGGAAAUAAUUCAUCAGCAAAGAGCUCAAUAUCGGCUUCAACUGAAUCUUCAUUCAAGGAGGGCAUGAAAGUAUCCAAAUUCUCGUUCGAGAAUUUCAACACCUCCAGCAGGAAGAAAGAGUUUGCCGGAGGUGAGCUGAAUGGAACUUCUCCAUUAUUGGAGGCUUCAGUUAGCUCCGGUGAACCAUUCAUUGGUCUAAAACUUGGUAAAAGGACAUAUUUUGAGAAUAACUUUGCUAGGAGCAACUCAAAAACAUCGUCUUUCUCGGAUAUUCCUAUAUCGUCUGUAUCUACAGGGAAGAAAGUUAAACCAUCUUGCCAAAGUACACCUAUUCAACGUUGUCAAGUUGAAGGAUGCAACCUUGAUCUCUCAUCUGCCAAGGAAUACCAUCGGAAACACAGAGUCUGUGAAAGUCAUUCCAAAUGUCCAAAAGUUGUCGUGGGUGGUCUUGAACGUCGGUUUUGCCAACAGUGUAGCAGAUUUCACAGUUUGUCAGAGUUUGACGAAAAGAAGCGGAGCUGUCGCAGACGGCUUUCUGAUCACAAUGCACGCCGCCGAAAGCCACAGCAGGAGACGAUCCAUUUUAACCCAACAAACCUGUCUUCAUCUUUCUAUGGUGGGAGACAACAGUUGAGUUUUGUGUUAAACAAUACCCCUCUGGUUCAAACAAGACCUGCUGUAAGUUCUACAUGGGAAAACUCAUCAAACUCAGCAUACUCAAUAGCAAAAGAAAAGGUUGACAAAUCUGGAGUCCUUGAUGGCCUUCCUCAUUCGCUAGGUAUGCAGUUGCCAAGUGCUGUCAACAUGCCUACCAUUGCUUUCAAUAGGUCAGUGCCAUCAAAGGGCACCAGAGUCGAGGUUCUUGAUCAAGGUUUCAAGGAGUCGUUGCCUCCCAACGUAGACGCACUCGAUAUUCGUCGUGCUCUCUCUCUUCUGUCAAACAAUUCCUGGGGUGUGUAUGAGCCAGAUCUAAUCGCGCUCGACCAUCCCCAUCAAAUGCACCCGGAUAACCCCAGCGGCAUACUUCACCAGCACGGGAUUCAAUCUGUGCCUCUUUCGUCAUCAGAUUACUGGCAAGCUGAGCAACAGUCGAUUGAUCCCCACCCUCAUGCCAAGACGAGUAAUGCCGCCAACACCCAGUUCCAAGAAUUCCAGCUUUUCAACCGUUUCUAUUCCAACCCAAUGGACGAAAUCUAGAAGCUUCUACGACUUCCGACAAUUUUAAGGUAAGCAAGUUCUUACAUUAGAUGAAGAACAUUCUCUGUGGAAACAUGUUUAAGUGUAAAGAACCUAGUGUUUGAUUCAUAGGGCUUUUCCCUCAAUAACUUUAGGCCUUCAUCCUUCAUCAUUAGGCCUAGUGCUGGAAACUCAGGGUAGAGGCUCCUUUCCCAUAUGGUUCACAAUGUUUUCGUUGAAGAUAUGGGUUAUUUAUUCGACAUUCUUAGAACCUGUAACCACUUUCGCUUAUUAUCAGUGAUUGACACACCUUCUAAUGCCUGAUA